Molecule: messenger RNA, 372 nt
Organism: Panicum hallii
Lineage: Eukaryota; Viridiplantae; Streptophyta; Magnoliopsida; Poales; Poaceae
Product: lipid A export ATP-binding/permease protein MsbA-like
Exons: 1
Coding region: 1-372 (123 amino acids)
Biological process (GO): transmembrane transport
Molecular function (GO): ATP binding; ATP hydrolysis activity; ATPase-coupled transmembrane transporter activity
Source: RefSeq, a predicted model, not a curated record
AUGGCUCCGGGCAGUGCCGAGCUCCUGCGCAGGGCGGCCCGGCGUGCGCGGGGCGCGGCGCAGGCGGUGGCGUGGGACCGGCGGCGCGGCGCUGGCGACGCCGAGCAAGCGGUGGGCGGCACAAGAGCGCGUGGGUGGCUGCGGCACGCGGAUGCGGCGCAGCGUUGGAGCGCGUGGGUGGAGCAGCAGCGCGGCGUGGGCGGCCGCGGAGGGCGCGGCCCAGUGCAGCUGUCGGGCGGGCAGAGGCAGAGGAUCGCGCUGGCACGCGCGGUGUUGAAGAAUGCGAGGGUCCUGCUGCUGGACGAGGCGUCAAGCAUGCUGGACACCGUGUCGGAGCGGCGGGUGCAAGACGCCGUCGGGCGGAUGUUGUGA